Messenger RNA from Mercurialis annua (annual mercury), 1082 nucleotides. RefSeq names its product mitogen-activated protein kinase kinase kinase 17-like. Gene Ontology annotation, molecular function: protein kinase activity; ATP binding. The record is from RefSeq and is a predicted model, not a curated record. Bases 69 to 1073 code for a protein of 334 amino acids. NCBI's taxonomy places the organism in Eukaryota, Viridiplantae, Streptophyta, Magnoliopsida, Malpighiales, Euphorbiaceae. The transcript has a single exon. Gene Ontology annotation, biological process: protein phosphorylation.
ACACCAACCAAGUACUAAACCAAACAAACCCUAUUCUUUCUACUUCCAUUCAAGAAAGAAAUACCAUAAUGUCGCUUGCUGUUCAAGAAACUCCAUCACCGCCCUCCCCAUCGUCCUCUUCUUCUCCACCUCCCAAAAAACCCAAACGCUGUAGAUAUUGGACCGACUUGAUCCCCAGGAGACGAAAAAUUGUUGUUGCUGUUAGAACAACUGCCCCUCAUCCUCACUCUUUAGAGUCCUCUCAUGGACUUUCUUGGACUAGAGUUGGCUUGCUUGGCAAAGGCGCUUUCGGUUCCGUAUAUUUCGCCAAAUCAAAUCAAGAUCAAAAUUCUCAUCUUCCUCUUCAGAUGGCCGUUAAAUCUGCUCUCACGGAUGAUUCUUCCUCCUUACAGUACGAGAAACAAAUUCUCACCGAACUUCAGGACAGUCCUCACGUGGUGCAUUGUUACGGAGAUGAGAUUACUCAAAUGGGUGACGGAAAUCAGGUUUAUAAUUUGCUUUUGGAGUUCUGCGGUGGGCUUAGCUUGAAACGGACGAUCAGAAUAUCACCCGGUGGCCGGCUAUCGGAUUCAGACAUAAAAUGUUAUGCAAGGGACGUUCUUGAAGGACUCGCAUAUGUUCAUUCACGAGGAUACAUUCACUGCGAUAUUAAACCGGAUAACAUCUUGCUUGUUCCUGGCGGUGAAGGAAAAAAAGGUAGAAAAUUUGUAGCAAAGCUUGCAGAUUUUGGAUUGGCUAAGGUCGCUGAUGGAUUGGCUGAUUCUGAGCUGAGAGGAACUUACAUGUUCAUGUCUCCGGAGCUUGUGGAGAGUAAAGUAGUUGACUUUCCGGCCGAUAUUUGGGCUUUCGGUUGCACUCUGGUGGAGAUGAUGACUGGAAAAUCAGCCUGGGACUAUUCUGAUGUUGAGGAUCUUUUAUAUGUGAUUGGAGAAUCUGAUGAAUUGCCUAAUCUUCCAAGUAGUAUUUGUGAAUCGGAAGAUGCUACUGAUUUCUUCGGUCGGUGUUUAUGUCGUAAUGCUAGUUUUAGAUGGUCUGCUGAGAUGCUGCUAGACCACCCAUUUUUAUCUAUAUGACUAUGUAAU